UGCUUCCGAGGCUAUUUAAGACCCGCUUCCGCCCCUGGGCUUGCCCGGCUCUUUCUGUCGAUACCGGUGAACGCUGAAGGGCCCGACGCUUUCGGCGAUGAGCCUCCCAGGGUUAAGCUUGAAAAAAGCUGCUGCUUUUACCCAAGCUCUGAGAGCUGAACCUCGGUACUUGCUGGCCCAAAAUGUUGCAACCUGUGCAGACCCACUGGAAGUGUGCCUAGAGCGGGGUGUGGUGCAAGACACGCUCCAGGUGUUCCAGCAUUCAGUACCUGCUGAAGGCAAGCCGGUCACCAAUCAGAAGAACUCAGGGCGUUGCUGGAUCUUCUCUUGUCUGAAUGUGAUGCGUCUCCCGUUCAUGAAAAAGUUCAACAUUGAGGAGUUUGAGUUCAGCCAGUCAUACCUCUUCUUCUGGGACAAGAUCGAACGUUGCUACUACUUCUUGCAUGCAUAUGUGGAAACAGCUCAGAAAAAGGAGCCGGUGGAAGGCCGGCUGGUGCAGUUCCUGCUCUCCAACCCUUCCAAUGACGGGGGGCAGUGGGACAUGCUUGUGAACCUUAUUGAAAAAUAUGGUGUUGUUCCCAAGAAGCUUUUCCCUGAAUCACAUACCACAGAGGCCUCCAGGAGGAUGAAUGACAUUCUCAACCAUAAGAUGCGAGAAUAUUGCAUCCGACUAAGAAACAUGGUAGAGACCAGCUGCAACAAAGAUGAGCUCCUGUUUGCAAUGGACACCAUGAUAGAGGAGGUGUUCCGAAUAGUUUCCAUCUGCCUGGGGAGUCCACCUGAGACGUUCUGCUGGGAGUUCUAUGAUAAGGAGAAGACCUAUCACAAGAUCGGGCCACUCACGCCAUUACAAUUCUACCAGGAACAUGUGAAGCCUGUCUUCGAUAUGGAGAGCAAAGUUUGCCUGGUCAAUGAUCCCCGGCCCCAGAACCCAUACAACAAACUGUACACAGUGGAGUAUCUGAGUAACAUGGUUGGAGGAAGAAAGACUCUUUACAACAACCAGCCGAUCGAGCUCUUGAAAAAAGUGGUUGCCUCUUCUAUUCGGGAUGGAGAGGCAGUCUGGUUCGGCUGUGAUGUUGGAAAGCACUUCAACAGCAAACUCGGCAUCAACGACAUGAACAUAUUUAAUCACAAGCUGGUGUUUGGGGUGUCUGUGAAGAACAUGAACAAGGAUGAGCGGCUGAUCUUCGGGGAUUCCUUGAUGACCCACGCCAUGGUCAUCACUGCUUUCACCGAGAAGGAGGAUCAAGAAGGUUGCUUUGAGAAGUGGCGCGUGGAGAAUUCGUGGGGAGAAGACCGUGGGAAUAAAGGUUAUCUCAUCAUGACUGACGACUGGUUCUCAGAGUACGUGUACGAGGUGGUGGCAGACAAGAAGCAUGUGCCCGAAGACGUCCUGGCAGUGAUGCAGCAGGAGCCAACGGUCCUGCCUGCGUGGGACCCGAUGGGCGCUCUAGCCAAGUGAACUGUUCGGGGGCCUUGCUGCCUCCUCCUUCUGUUCAACCUUGAAGCAAGCAUGGUGGGGUCCGUGAGGCCGGGAGCCGUGGCAAAGCAGUCACGUGGCCAUGCUCACCGCUGGAGGUGCAGCAUUCGCUGGUGGUUCACUGCAUCUCUUUGCAGGAAACUGCACAAAUCAACGGAUGGGGCUACUCUUCACUCUUGCCAUUGCCGUGUGCUUUCCAUUGUAGUAUGAUUGUUCCUUCCUUUCUUCUUAAAGUCCUUUUAAAUUCUUUUAUUAAUGCACUCAAUGUGUUUCAAAAUCCUUCCAAAGCGAUUCUUCAAGCAAACUUGAUGUGGAAAAGAGGGGUGCGGGCUGGCAGCAUCGUGGGGCCAAAGAGCAUCUGCUUGGGAAAAAUGGCGGGUGACAUUCAGCGGCUCAGCUGUCUCUUUGGGGAGUGAGGGAGAGUCAUGGGGGGGGGGCGCUGUCCAUUUCUUAUCCAUGAGCUUCCAUCUGUCUGUCCUGACUCUGAUACAGUCUGAAUUAUCUGGGGGGGGGGGAUGUUGCCUUGGAAACAGUACAAAGUUUGAGCCUACAAGGUUGUUAUUUCAUCCAGGCUCAACAACCACUUAAGACUUUUUCAUGGGCAGAAGUGAAGGACCCAAGAUGCCCAAGCAAAAAAAUAAUAUUUUUUUUUAUCACUGCAUUUUAUUUGAAUGCUGUUUGAUGAUUAGAUGGUGCUAUGAAGCGUUUUAAAUAAAUACACAUUGCUGAA
Molecule: messenger RNA, 2213 nt
Organism: Eublepharis macularius
Lineage: Eukaryota; Metazoa; Chordata; Lepidosauria; Squamata; Eublepharidae
Gene: BLMH
Product: bleomycin hydrolase
Exons: 12
Coding region: 98-1465 (455 amino acids)
Biological process (GO): proteolysis; response to toxic substance; L-homocysteine catabolic process
Cellular component (GO): cytoplasm
Molecular function (GO): cysteine-type aminopeptidase activity
Source: RefSeq, a predicted model, not a curated record